AAUGAAGUGGAGAGCUGUGUGGAUGGAUUUUAAAGUCACAUGACCGAAGUCAACGACUCAAACCUCCAUGGACGAAAACAGAGGUGUGGGCUACUUUUGUCACACGGAGGGAUCAGAGGCAUUGAGGGAGCGAACGGAGUUUUCAGAAGGACGGGGGGGCACCGACUCCUCGCCUAAAAAUGCCGAAUAAAGGGAAAAAAUAUAAGGAAUCUUCCAAGCCUGUGAAAUCAAGCAAACCUGGAUGCAAAAAUGGACAUUCCAACUCUGACCAUGAGGGUUCCAAUAAGAAGAGCGCGCAGCCGCCUAACACCCAGCUAAUGAGGGUGAAACCUGGCUCAAACUCAGCAGUCAAGAGGGAGCGGAGGCUGAGUGCGUCUGUCUUCCCCAUCAGCACCAAUAGGAAGCUGCAGACGCUGCCUGCUAUUAAAGACUGUGCUCCGGCAGAGCAGGAGAAGCUCUUUGUGCAGAAGCUGCGCCAGUGCUGCGUGCUCUUUGACUUCCUGUCAGACCCACUAAGUGACCUGAAAUGGAAGGAGGUGAAGCGGGCGGCGCUGAGCGAGAUGGUGGAGUACAUCACGCACAACCGGAAUGUCAUCACAGAGCCCAUCUACCCAGAGGUGGUGCACGUGUUUGCGGUGAACAUGUUCCGAACGUUGCCUCCGUCGUCCAACCCCACAGGAGCAGAGUUCGACCCCGAGGAGGACGAGCCUACACUUGAGGCUGCAUGGCCACAUCUCCAGCUCGUCUACGAAUUUUUCCUUCGGUUUUUAGAAUCUCCUGACUUUCAACCGAACAUAGCGAAGAAGUACAUCGACCAGAAGUUUGUGAUGCAGCUUUUAGACCUGUUUGACAGUGAAGACCCGCGGGAGAGGGACUUCCUCAAAACCACUCUCCACAGGAUAUAUGGGAAGUUCCUGGGACUACGGGCCUACAUCAGAAAACACAUCAAUAAUAUAUUUUAUAGGUUUAUCUAUGAGACUGAGCACCAUAAUGGAAUAGCAGAAUUACUGGAGAUACUUGGAAGUAUAAUCAAUGGGUUUGCCUUACCACUAAAAGAAGAGCACAAGAUAUUCCUUUUAAAGGUCCUGUUGCCUUUGCACAAAGUCAAAUCACUUAGUGUCUACCAUCCGCAGUUGGCAUACUGUGUGGUGCAGUUUCUAGAGAAGGACAGCACUCUCACUGAACCAGUGGUCAUGGCCCUUCUGAAAUACUGGCCCAAGACUCACUCCCCCAAAGAGGUGAUGUUCCUUAACGAGCUGGAGGAGAUUCUAGACGUCAUCGAGCCAUCCGAGUUCGUCAAGGUCAUGGAGCCACUGUUCAGGCAGCUGGCCAAGUGUGUGUCCAGCCCACACUUCCAGGUAGCAGAGAGAGCUCUGUACUACUGGAACAACGAGUACAUCAUGAGUCUGAUCAGCGACAACGCAGCCAAAAUCCUGCCCAUCAUGUUCCCGGCGCUCUACCGCAACUCCAAGACCCACUGGAACAAGACCAUCCAUGGCCUAAUCUACAACGCUCUCAAGCUCUUCAUGGAGAUGAACCAGAAGUUGUUUGAUGACUGCACACAGCAGUUCAGAGCAGAGAAAAACAAAGAGAAGGCUAAGUCAAAAGACCGGGAAGAGGCUUGGAUCAAGAUUGAGAACCUUGCCAAAUCCAACCCACAGGUAGUCUUCUAGGGUGGAUGUUGAACAGUCCUAGUAUAAGUUACGAACGAGAGACCAGAGGAAAGACCGGCCUAUGAUGCGGCGUAAGUCUGAUCUCCCUCAGGACAUCUACACCGCAAAAGCCUUGGAGACCCGUCGCCGAGCCGACGUCAUGAUCACUACCCGCGAUGGGCUCUAGGUCUGCCCCUCUCUCUCUAGUUUCCAGUCCCAUCUUCUCUCUUUCCUCUAGUGUCCAGUCCCCUCUUCUCUCCACCCUCAUCCACACAGCACAUUCAGAUUACUGGCCCAGUUUCCUCAUCGUCGCCAGUACACCCCCCCCCCCCCCCUGGAUUUCUGCUUUCUCAGGUGUUUCUUUUUGGGAGGGGUGGGGCCGCAACUUUCUUUUUUAGUCUUGCCAUCAAUUUUUUUUGCUUAAUCGUGCAUAACAGUAUCAGCUCAUCCCUCCAGGCUCUUACUGUACAAAUGAAAAUGGGGAAGUUCCGUUCCACUAGCAACAUGACAAGCUCCUAUGUUCCCCCAUUGAGCGCAGUUGGUAGAGAGCAGAAACAGAAUGAGGGAGGCUCCUCUCGUUUCCUGUUAAGGGGAAACUAAACUAAGAACAGCCAUUGUUGGAUGGUGGGGGGUGACUGGAUCGACUUUUCGGAAGUUUUGUUUGUUCUCUAGUUUAUGUUUUGUUUUUGUAAUCCCAGGGACAUUUGCCAGUGCCAAGACUGUUUGUUCUUUCUGUGUCUGUUUUUCUGUGUGAGACAAACCAGGAUGACUAUCUAGGUAGACAGCCUGUGUCGUUUGCCUUCGUUUUUUUGGAGCCUUAGAUGAUUCAAAUGUUGUUUUUUAAUGUUUUUUUAAUAAGCUGAAGAGCAACAGGACUUUCUGAAGUGACUGAUCCAUCUGUUCUGAUGAAGUCACUUUAUGACUAGGAUGGAGGGCAGGACGGGAGGUUCUCUGUGGACACUGGACUCUUUACACCCUACACUUUGUGCCAUGCACAUUCUUUCGUUGGAUUGAUUUCCCUUCUGUUGAAGUCCAUUGGCAAUAUGUGAGCCAGAUCACAAUGAAAUAUUGACAGUUCAAACAAUGGUACUUAUUUCAUACGGAGAAACACAUUGGGUGGUUGUUAGUCUGCACCCAGUUUGUCAUAUUCAAAAGCCCUUUUUAGACAUGUCAGUCUCCUUAAUUCAUACAUAAUGCAUGUCCCCACUUCUUACUGCUAUUGGGAGGCUUCAUUUAACUCUCAAUGGCCAGCUAGGAAGUGUUUGGUUUGACACAGAGUCCAUCAAGACACCUGUAGCCACACACACUGUAAUGCUACGUUAUGCAGAACAUUCCACAAACGUUCCAACUGAAAUGACAUUAUGACACUUUAUCUGGGGGUGUCAGUUUGAGGAAGGCGAGGUGCAGAAUUACUCAUCUCGAUCACAUAAUACGUUAUUUGGGAUGUAGGGUGACGUUGUAGAACUGUGAUUCUGCACAGCCCGACUGUAAUGAAGUCCUUCUCAAAAGCACACCUUGUCCUCAGAUGCAGGCUUUUCAGAAGCCCUGGCGCUGCUUGCUAGUCAAGCAUGUUCCAGAAGUACACAUGGUAUCACAUGCCCUGAAGCCCCCCCCCCCCCCCCACAGCGUUCUCACGUUUCCCUGUGUUGGUUUUUACCAGUGCCCUCCUACCCAGAGGUGCUUUGCUGUGGAGCUGAAAGGACUGUUACUUGUCUUGUUGUGAAGUACUGAACAAAUGGGGAUCAGAGAGCUGUUUAUCGAAUGGCGGAAUGCUACACGAUGAGAACAGCAACACUGUUUGGAUGACAACCGUUUCAUGUGACAGUUGAAUGAGCAGAGGAAGAGGCUAUUUCAAACCUGAAUACCUCUUUGGAUGAUAUCUGUAACCGUUAAGAAUAAGUCUAUUGAAAAAGCACUUCCUGAAACUUGAAAGAUGUGACAUGUUUGUGUAUCUUCAAUGAAGCGCUCUUCAGUGUCCCGUUGAGUCUAUAUGUACAGUCUGUUCUGCUUCCUCAAGUUCAGGAAGCUGUCCAUUUCCUGGACUGGACAAGGAAACGACCCAUAAGUAAGCAUUUCAGUGUUAGUCCGCGCCUGUUGUUUACGAAGCAUGUGACGAAUACAAUUUAAUUUGAUUGGGGCCCCAUUGUAAAUGUUGGUCUUUCUCUGGUACCAUUGUUUGAACUUGCAAAUCUAGUAUGUGUAUCCAAUCUGUAUUGUCUUUUCUGUUUCUAGUCUCUGGCAACUGGUAGCCUGGAUGCUCGUUUUAGCAUUGUAGCUGCCAAUGGAAAAGGCCAAUGUUGAACGACUGACAUCCAGGCUUGGCUUGGUAACUACAUUAUUAAUACUUAAAUGCAAAAAGGUGUUCAUUUAUCUUUUGUCCUGGACGAAUGGCACUCGCCGAAACAAUUUGACCCCCCCCCCCCCCCCCCCCCCCACAAAAAAAAGAAAUCUUCACUUUUAUAUAACAGUAUCAUUUGGAAAGAUGUUUGAUCAGUUUGCUUUUUAUCUGUGUUCAAACUGUUGUUUUUUUUAAGACACAUCAAUUACUCGUAUGACAAGUUAGACAACAAAUGAUUUGGAUUGUUUUCCGGAAUUGUUUGCUUGGCCUCUGCAGGUUUUUAGUUAGAACAUGUACUUUCCAGAAUAUAAUAACUUGACAAGUGUCCUUUUGUCUGUGAUCUGUACUAUGUGGCUUCAUUUAAUAUUGUACAUAUGAUUUACUUUGUUUUAUGUAGUGUUAUAUCUAGAUUAAUUUUGUAUAAAAUUGUCCUCUGUACAGAAUAAAACAUCAAUAGCAAUGACAAAGAAGUCAAUGUGGCACAUAACUUCUCUCUCCCCUGUAACUUUCUGCAUUAUUAGAAAUAACACAUCUAAUAUUUUCUUUAAUUCCCUCUUCCCAAUUAUCUGUGACCAGAUUUCAGUCCGUAGCCUUUUGUGUGCUUUUAUCACAAUCUCAAGUGGUGUUCAUCUGUAAUAGAAUGAAUAAAGAGAAUAUUUGAAUUUUAUAUUUUCAACCAUA
Messenger RNA from Oncorhynchus kisutch (coho salmon), 4671 nucleotides. It is a transcript of the gene ppp2r5ca, whose product is annotated as protein phosphatase 2, regulatory subunit B', gamma a. The transcript has 16 exons. The coding region runs from base 180 to 1673 and encodes 497 amino acids. Gene Ontology annotation, cellular component: cytosol; nucleus; protein phosphatase type 2A complex. Gene Ontology annotation, molecular function: protein phosphatase activator activity. Lineage: Eukaryota; Metazoa; Chordata; Actinopteri; Salmoniformes; Salmonidae. Gene Ontology annotation, biological process: protein dephosphorylation; signal transduction. The record is from RefSeq and is a predicted model, not a curated record.